GUCAUACGGCAAAGUUGUUCUAGCCGGUUCUCUCUGUAUCUGUGAUAUUUCGAUAAAGCACGUAAAAAGUUUGCACAUAAUUUUUUGAUUUUUACUGUGCGAAGCAAAGAAUUAGUUUCUGAAAUAAAUACAUACGUAAUUUUUGUAAAGUAGAAUUUGUAUUAUAACAUAUUUUAGUAAGGUGUAAAAAUUUAUUAUUAUUAAAAAUGGUAGUCAGGCAAUAUCAAGAAGAACUGAAAUACUUAGAAAAAGUAAAUGAUACAUGUUGGAAAAUAAAAAAGGGUUUUCAACCCAACAUGAAGGUUGAAGGUGUAUUUUAUGUAAAUAAUACACUAGAACGUUUAAUGUUUGAUGAGUUGCGCAAUGCAUGUAGACCAGGAGCAGUAGGUGGUUUUCUCCCAGGCAUGAAACAAAUUGCUAAUGUAGCUGCUCUUCCUGGAAUUGUUUGGAGAUCUGUAGGAUUACCCGAUGUUCAUUCUGGAUAUGGUUUUGCCAUUGGUAAUAUGGCAGCAUUUGAUAUGAAAGAUCCAAAAUCAAUAGUAUCUCCUGGUGGAGUAGGAUUUGACAUAAAUUGUGGUGUUCGUUUACUGAGAACUAACUUAUUUGAAGAGGAUGUUCAACCAGUAAAGGAACAACUUGCUCAAAGUAUGUUUGAUCAUAUUCCUGUUGGUGUUGGAUCAAAAGGAAUUAUACCCAUGAAUGCACAUGAUUUAGAAGAAGCCUUAGAAAUGGGGAUGGAUUGGUCUCUUAGAGAAGGUUACAUCUGGGCUGAGGAUAAAGAACAUUGUGAAGAGUAUGGUAGAAUGCUCAAUGCAGAUUCUUCUAAGGUAUCAAUGAGGGCAAAGAAACGUGGUCUCCCACAGCUAGGAACAUUAGGAGCAGGAAAUCAUUAUGCAGAGAUUCAAGUGGUAGAUGAAAUCUAUGACAAGUGGGCUGCUUGUAAAAUGGGUAUUGAAGAAAAAGGCCAAAUUUGUGUUAUGAUUCAUUCUGGUAGCAGAGGAUUUGGACAUCAAGUUGCAACUGAUGCACUUGUUCAGAUGGAGAAAGCUAUGAAGAGAGACAAUAUUGAAACUAAUGAUAGGCAAUUAGCUUGUGCUCAUAUAAAUUCUCAAGAAGGUCAAGACUAUUUAAAAGCGAUGGCGGCGGCCGCAAACUUUGCGUGGGUCAAUAGAAGUUCUAUGACGUUCCUCAGUAGGCAGGCAUUUGCAAAACAGUUUCGAAUGUCCCCUGAUGAUUUAGAUAUGCAUGUUAUAUACGAUGUUUCUCAUAACAUCGCGAAGAUAGAGGAACAUAUGGUGGAGGGCAAACAGAAAACUCUUCUAGUGCAUAGAAAGGGAUCCACAAGAGCGUUCCCGCCCCAUCAUCCUUUAAUUCCAGUUGAUUAUCAACUAACUGGUCAACCAGUUUUAAUCGGUGGUACUAUGGGAACAUGCAGUUAUGUUCUUACUGGAACCGAACAGGGUAUGAAGGAGACAUUUGGAUCAACUUGUCACGGAGCGGGACGAGCUUUAUCUAGAGCGAAAUCACGCAGAAAUUUGGAUUACACGGAUGUGUUAGAAAAAUUGGAACGACAAGGAAUCUCAAUUAGAGUUGCAUCACCCAAAUUGGUGAUGGAAGAAGCACCGGAAUCUUACAAGAAUGUAACCGAUGUUGUCAAUACAUGUCACGCGGCUGGUAUUUCUAAAAAAUGCAUAAAGUUACGACCAAUCGCGGUUAUUAAAGGAUAAUUAUUUAUUCAAGGAAUAUUUGUGAAUUGUUAAUCAUGACUGAAUUGCUGCUUCAAGCAUCACGAUCGUAACAUCACAUUUAUUUAUUAAUGAAUUUGUAUAAUUUAUUACAAGUAUUAAGUGCCGUUUAUCUUUUGUAAAUUAUGUAAAUGUAGGGAAAUCCAAUUAGUUUGUAAUAAAAUUGCGAGCGAAACUACAUUCAAG
Messenger RNA from Megachile rotundata (alfalfa leafcutting bee), 1931 nucleotides. RefSeq names its product RtcB RNA ligase (gene RtcB). Gene Ontology annotation, molecular function: RNA ligase (ATP) activity; RNA ligase (GTP) activity. NCBI's taxonomy places the organism in Eukaryota, Metazoa, Arthropoda, Insecta, Hymenoptera, Megachilidae. Gene Ontology annotation, cellular component: tRNA-splicing ligase complex; nucleus. Gene Ontology annotation, biological process: tRNA splicing, via endonucleolytic cleavage and ligation. The record is from RefSeq and is a predicted model, not a curated record.